Molecule: messenger RNA, 8608 nt
Organism: Harpegnathos saltator (Jerdon's jumping ant)
Lineage: Eukaryota; Metazoa; Arthropoda; Insecta; Hymenoptera; Formicidae
Exons: 15
Coding region: 1086-7448 (2120 amino acids)
Biological process (GO): intracellular protein transport; endocytosis
Cellular component (GO): clathrin adaptor complex
Source: RefSeq, a predicted model, not a curated record
GCUGUCGCCGCUGUCGCCGCUGUCGCCGCUGCUGCUGCCGCCGUCGUCACCACCGUCGUUGCCACCACCGCGUCGUCAUCAUUGUCGUCGUCUCGGUUCUCUAUCUCUCUUUCUCUCGAGCGAGUGUGAACCGGCUGCGAGUCCGAGCCACCCGGACCCGGGAGUGAAGCCGAGCAGGAUGACGCGAAAAAAAUGUGUACCGCACCUACGUGGCGACUGAUGAGGCUGAAAUCGUGAGUAUUACGUAUACGCACAUUAUACGACACACUCCAAGGGCACCGCUCGCCGCUACCCCCGGCAGGCGAAGCCACCGAGCUCCAUCGUGCCGAAAGGCGAACAAGGGUGCACCACCCCCGCGACGGUAGGCGGCUGUCGUAGACGCAUUCGCGAAUUGAUCGGCGCUCCGGCAAGCGCGAGAGCACCGCAAUCCGAAAAUCGCGAUUGCGAGGCGUCUGUGUCGGAGAGAAACGGGGGAGAAGCCGCUGUUUCCAUCGAUUUUUUUCGGCUUUUCCGGCCGCAACAGGCGAGAGCUACAUCCGCGAGACCGUGAAGCUUGUUCAUUGAUCUCACGGCGUUGAGCUCACGGCGGAAUCUGACGUAAUCGCGAUUACGCGGAUUAUCGGAGCCCGUCCCCCCGGACGGGCCUGGAUGGGACUGUUCUUCGGCGCAGUUGUACGCAAUUAGGAUGGAGCACGCACACCCGCUCUCAGAGCUCCGGCAGAGGAUGAAGCCUUCGGCCGCUGGUCGUAGAUGUUGCUCAAUUCGUAACAUAUACGUAGUAUCGUGCCGUUUUCGCCUCUUUUAUAGUUGCACGUUUGAUUGAUUUUAUCCGCAGUGUGGUCCGCGCUCUUCGCGCUGCAGCUUAACAAGUAAUAAGUGCUUCGUGGUAGGGGGUAGAAAAUGUGAGACGACUUAGUGUUGUACUCAUUACCAAUUGACAUUCCGCGCGCAUGCUAGAAAAAGUGUCGUCCUUGUCGUCGUCGUCGUCGUCGUCGUCGUCGUCGUCGUCGUCGUCGUCGUCGUCGUCGUCGUCGUCGUUGCCGUCGUUAAUCGAGCCUCUCGCGCACUACGGUAGGUCUUAGAGGAUGCACAAGCUAGCCAAAGGCCUGAAGAAGAAGAAAAAGUCGAAGAAGGGCAAGAAGGGCGCGGAGGAGGAGGAGUUUGACCCGGAGGAGCUCGAGCGUUAUCGACGCGAGCGGGCAGAGGCCCAACAGAAAGCCGAAGAGUCCGGAGAGUCGGCCGGCAACACCGGAUCCGACGAGUGGAAGAAGUUCGCGGCACUGACAGCUGGCGUCGACUCGGUCUUGAAGAAGACCCAGGGUGACCUCGACCGGAUAAAAUCCACCUCGUUCUUCCAGCGGAAGGCGCCGUUGGUAGAGAAGAAGGUAGAGGAGGCGGCCAAUCAGGAAGACUCCAAGAAGUCAUCGUCCUCGAAGAAGUGGGUGGGUUUCGACGAGGACGGUAAUCCAAUCGAGGGCGCGCCGCCGGAGAUCGAAGGUCAGGCUAAGAAAGAGGAUAAACCUCUGGUCAACGAGGACGGUUUCGUAGACGUGCCGGAAGAUGAGAAUGAGCAGGAGGACUCGGCCGAUGAAGAUAUCUUCGACACCACUUACGUCGACGUUCUUCAGAAUAUCGACGUGCAAUUAGCAUACAUACCAGACAGCCCGACCGAGGAGGAGACUGGGGACGAUCCCUUCGACACUACCAACGCCGACAAAGUUCUUCGGACGGUCGAUAAGAAGGGUAAUAAGCUAGUCAGCCUAGGAAAUGCUGUCGAGGUCCUGUCGGGACGAAUCGAUUACGUAAGUACUUGCAAACUCACCAAGGACAGAAGACCCAGGGUCCAGCAGGAUCUGUUGCUGGACGAUUUCAACGAGGCGGAACAAACGGCGGAAGCCGCCGCGGUUGCUGCGGCGGAGCCGCUGGAGAUACAAAAGACUUUGCUGGAUGACGACAGCGAUCUUCCAGACAUCCCUGUCGACGACUUGACGAAACUACCGCCUGUUUUACCAAAACCGGUCACUCCCGUCGUCACACCUGCAGCCACCCUAGGCGACACCGCGACACCGAAUGCAGAGAAAACUUUGAACGGCCCGUUAGACAUCUCCGAGUUUGAGGUUCUGAAGGAAAAGACCGUCUUGGAAGAGAUUCCCGAUUUGGAUGACACCGAGUUUGAUCUAGAAACCGCGCCAGAUGAACCGAUUCGCCUCGAGGAGACAGACGAUCCGUUCGCGGCCAAGGAGCCUGACACGAACGACUUUCAGGCUGAGAUAAUCGAAGCCAGCUUCGAGGCGGCCACCUUCGUUGACGAGGCUGAUCCGUUUGACACCACUUUCGCGGACAACAUCUUGCCGGGUAAAACGGAGCUCAAGUUUAUCGAAAAGGAGCUAGACGAGCUGCCUGUCUCGGAGGUAUCCAUAUCACUGACCGACCCCGCGGGCUUCAACAGGGACUACGAGACCGGUUUACUCAAGUUGGACGAUGAGCAGAAGGACGAAGAACAAUCAUUCAAGAAGGAUCUGCUAGGUGACUCUACCACUGAUCUCAGUCAGUUGGCGGACCAACCGAUCGCGCCCGUCGAGGAGAUCACUUACGUCGAUCCUUUCGACACGUCCGCUGUGAAGGAACUUCCACCUGGCAAGACAGAGCUCAAGAUUCUGGAGAAAGAGCUGCUCGGCAAACAAAGCAGCGAUUACGUCGGAAACAACGACGACGACGACGACGACAACGACGACGACGAAGACGACGACUUCGAUCCGAGGAUAGAUGAAUCGGUGAAGCAGCUACCUGCCAAGCCGCCACCCCCUAGACCUCCCGCGCUGAUCAAGGACGAGUUUACAGUUGCAGUUGUUCAACCGGACGUGUGUCCCGAAGUCGAAGAGAUACCCACGAAUCUCGAGAGAAGGACAUCCCGACCGGCGGUGCUCGAGAUUUCGACCAAGGCGGUCGCGUUUGAACUACCGACACCGUCGAAGAGACCCGAUCUUCUCGCGACUAGCGAAGAGGAGAAGACUCUACCUUCUAAGCCGUUGACACCGUACUACUCGCAAAAAUCCUUGGAGGAGUCAUUGCCGUUGGAGGACGAGGAAGUGGAUGUCGAUCCGUUCGACACCAGUUUCGUCAAUAACGUCGCGCCAGGCAAAACCGAGCUCAAGCUCAUCGAAUCGGAGUUGCUGAAGCAAGAGCCCAAGUUGCCUCACAGCUUGAGCGAUCACGACUUCGAUCCCAGGUCUCACCAGGCAGAGCCUGGGAUCCGGAGACAAAGCGACUUCACGGCCACCUCGUUCGCGUCCGGAAACUUGAAACUCGCUGAGCUGCAGUCGUCUUGGAUUCAGAGGGUAGAAGAGGAAACGGUCUCGAAGCAGGAAUACCACCGACAAGAGAGCCUAUUAGACGCUGAGGUGGAGGUCGAUGCGAAGCCACUGACACCCAGGAUCGAGAGCAAGCCUAUCGAGGAGGAGAUCUCCUACGUGGAUCCUUUCGACACGUCCAUCGCGACUAACAUCCUCCCGGGCAAGGCGGAGCUCAAGAUACUAGAGAGCGAGUUGCAACAGAUUCCUCAGCAACCACCGCUGCCGUUGCCGAAACCCAUCAAUCUACCCGUGGUGGUGUCUACCGUCGCGUCGACGGUUCCGGAGAUCGACGAUUUCGAUCCUAGAGCGGGAGAAGAGAAAGUGUCCAAGGAUUUCUUGGCCUUGGACGAUCAAGAUCCCGGCGACAAAGUGUUGACGCCGCUUCAGAAUAAGGAUUUUACUUUGGACGACGAGGACGUGGAUCCUUUCGACACCAGCUUCGCCACCAUUGAGCCUGGACGGACGGAACUGAAGUUGCUCGAAUCAGAAUUGAUGAAAGCAGACUCUUUCGUCAUGGAUCCCAAGGGCGGAAACCCGUUCCUGAUGGACGAUUACGCGGCCGAGACGGCGGGCGGCUUGCCCGCGCAGGGUUCCAAUCCUUUCCUGCAGGAUUUCAGCGACGCGGCGAGUUCCGGCGUGGGCGAGAAUCCCUUCUUGAAUUUCAGCAGCGAGCAGACAUACGAACCACCGGCGGUGUCCGUCGACUCCACUAAUCCGUUCGCCUCUUUCGGCAUGGAAAGUACCGCGUCGGAUGCCGAAUUCGGCGCGACAACAACCAAUACACCAGCAACCAAUGUAUUCACUAGCCAAGCAUCCAACAUCUUCGUCAACACGUCCGACAGCGCGAGCGUGGACCUCUUCGGCGUGACCACGACGUCGAAACAGUCGACGUCGACGAUGGUGAGCGCGCCACAGCCGCAGGCGGCGACGCCUCCGUCGAAGAACGGUGGCAGGCUGCCACCGUCGAGACCACCGCCACCGAGACCACAACCACCGGCACCGCCCGUUAAGAACACAAAGGACCUCAUACUGUCCGUUACCGGGGCGAUGGACGCGACCUCGAACCAUCUUCUCGACCGUUUGCAGGCGACCCGAACUCCCAGUCCCACUCUGAUACAUUCCCCGUCACCCACCCCGGAGCACAGCUUCGCGGAUCUUCUGGACGUGGACAGCAACGUGCCGGACCUGAUCCCGGAUGACAGCAAGUGCGUCGAGCCGCCGAAAAAUCAGGACAUUAUGGACCUCUUCGACGCACCCAACACGGACGUCAUUGCGACCGCGAUCUUUUCCACUUCCAUGACCAACACGGCUACCACCAGCCUCGACAAUCCCUUCGCGAGCAUGACCGAAGAGCCGGUGCCAGUUAUUGCCUCGCAAGCGCAAUCUGCUUUCGAAAUGGAUUAUCCGGAGAGUGACAUCAGCAACGAGAAACGAGCGUCUGUGAGCUCCGUAACCUCCUUCACGGACAUCGAGACGGAAGUUGCAAAUUCUGCUGGCGUCGUCGUGAACCUCGAGGAGCCCGCCGCUGCGGCUCAACUUUCGUCGACGACAACAGCCGCCGGACUUUUCCAAGAGGCAGAACAGAUUCCCACCGGCGCCGACGCAGAUUUCUUCUCCAUGACCGACACCACCGCAACGGCGCCAUUCGGCGUGACCGAAAUCACGUCAGCACCCUACUCAGCAGCCGCGGUUACUCAACCCUUGUUCGCCACGCCGGAAGUCACGCAGCCUGCUCAAGAUACUUUCGCCUCGGAUCUGCUCGGUGAUUUCGAAGAGACGACGAAAGAGAUUGCCGGUGGCUUGAUCUCCACCAGUCCCAUCCCUGGAGCGGAGUUCCCCGGCAACGAAGCUUACCGGCCCGAGGAAGAGUUGGACAACUUUGCCGCUGCGACGAAGGCGAUCGAGGACACUGGCGAUUCGUUCGACGCAUUCGCGUCCAAAUUCGACAAGGCCGCCGAGCCGGAAGCCAACGGAGAUCCCUUCCUGGACGCCUUCGGCGGUGGACCAACCGCCAUGGAUACUUCCAGCGAUGUCUGGGGAGACUCAUCCGCGGCUGGCUCGGAAACGACGGUCACCGGCUUCGGGGAAUCCGAUGGCUUCGACUCGUUCUUGAGUAUGACAGCUCCGCCGCAAGAUAUGAAGGUGAAAAAGUCCGAGUCCGCAGAGUCGGACGAGGAGCCGGAUUUCAGUGUGUUCAUCAAGCCGAAGGAAGGGGAUCAAAUCGCAACAACGGAGACUGGACAUGUGCCCACAUUAGCGCCACCACCGAAAAGCCCGCAGAUAGCCUCGUAUACGGAUUCCUCGCCGCGUUUCAAUCCGUUUGAUAAAUCCGGAAUUGCGCAAGACGCUGCGGUAUCCGAAACUGCUCAGGCAGCCGAAAUGGCCAGGACCGAUUCGCAGGAAACGCCACCUACUCCUUUGUUCGACGAGGACAUGAGCCAACCGCUCGAGGACUUCCCGAGGGUGACCUACACCGGCGAUGGUUGGGAUAUGCAGUUGCGGCAACCGAACAAGAAGAAGAUCACAGGGCAACGAUUCUGGAAGAAGAUCUUCGUCAAGUUGGUCUUUCAGGGCGAUAGUCCGACCCUUCAAUUGUUCAACAAUAAAGACGACAACAAUAAAGAUCCGUUUCAAGAAUUACCUCUGCUCGCCUGUUACUCGGUGUCGGACAUUGGCGCUCAACAGUUCGAUCAGUAUGGAAAGAUCUUCACGGUAAAGCUGCAAUACAUCUUUUACAAAGAGAGGCCUGGCGUGCGACCCGGCCAAGUGACGAAGGCGGAAAGGCUCACGAACAAGCUCAGCCAAUUCGCAGCAUACGCCAUUCAAGGCGACUACCAAGGGGUCAAGGAGUUUGGGAGCGAUCUGAAAAAAUUGGGUCUUCCUGUUGAACACGCACCUCAGAUCUCACAGUUAUUCAAGCUUGGUUCCCAAUGUUACGAGGACAUGAAGCAAUUUUCCUGCGCUAUCGAAGAAGCUCUCUUCAAGUUAUCGGCACACCGAGAUCGAGCGUUAAAUUACAAAAUGGAGGAGGUUCAGAUAACGGUUGUGGAUGAACUGUACGUCGAGCAGAACUCGGAGGGUCACGUAGAUAAGCAAAUCGCACGUGUUCGUCUCUUCUUCCUGGGGUUCCUUUCUGGUAUGCCCGAUGUAGAAUUAGGAAUAAACGAUAUGUGGCGGCAGGGUAAGGAGGUUGUAGGUAGGCACGACAUCAUUCCCGUCGUAACGGAGGAAUGGAUUCGCCUGGAGAACGUCGAGUUUCAUGCGUGCGUCCAGCAGGACGAGUACGAAAAGUCGCGGAUAAUCAAGUUCAAGCCGCCAGAUGCAUGUUACAUCGAACUGAUGCGGUUCCGUGUAAGACCGCCUAAGAACAGGGAACUGCCGCUUCAGCUAAAAGCUGUUAUGUGUGUUACCGGGAACAAGGUGGAGUUGAGAGCGGAUAUUCUCGUGCCGGGUUUUGCCUCCAGGAAACUAGGUCAAAUACCGUGCGAGGACGUGAUGGUUCGGUUCCCUAUACCCGAGUGUUGGAUUUAUCUCUUCAGGGUGGAGAAGCAUUUCAGGUAUGGCUCGGUGAAAUCGGCGCACCGAAGAACCGGCAAAAUUAAGGGUAUCGAGAGAUUCCUGGGCGCCGUCGACACGCUGGAACCGCAACUCAUGGAGGUCACUUCCGGUCAGGCAAAAUACGAACAUCAACAUCGCGCUAUCGUGUGGAGGAUGCCCAGGCUGCCGAAAGAGGGUCAAGGCGCGUACACGACGCAUCAGUUGGUUUGCCGUAUGGCUCUCACCUCCUACGAUCAGAUCCCUGAAAAUCUCUCGGAAUAUUGUUACGUGGAAUUUACAAUGCCGGCGACGCAGGUGUCCCACACGACCGCGAGAAGCGUCAGCCUCCAAAACAGCGACAGCGACGCGCCUCCGGAGAAGUAUGUCCGAAAUUUGUCGCGUCACGAAUACAGGGUGGGCAUCGAGCACACGCAGGGCGAAGGACCAGGCGCGUACGUCUCGGCGACGCUCACGAAGAAGAUACCAGAGUCCACGCCGGAAGUUCACAGCGAAGUGUCCGACACGCCGGCCGACUCCGAUUCCGACUCCUCGGAGUAAUGUGGACGAUCAUCGUCGCGCUCGGUCGGCAUCGAUCGAUCAUCCGUGUGGUGAUAAUUAACAGGCAGCCAAGGGAGCUGGCUAAUAGGCGAACGCCUAUUACGUAAGUCGAUCGGUAAAGAGAGUACACGGCAGGUUCUAGUCGCUUAAGAAGGUGAACAUAGGUACUACAUCAUGUACGUGUUACUAGUCUGUACGCAGAGAGAAAAUGCGCGCGAAUCGGUCGCGGGGUGUUUCGUAAGUCGCCUCGGUGAUUAUAAUCAAUGGCAGAUCAUCGUUCGUUCGCUACAUGCGAAAGCGUAACACUUGGCGCGCGAGCCCGUUCAUCGGCUCGGAAUCGGCGAGUGUGACGGUCGGUUACGACCGAACAAAAUGGAACCAGGUCGGUAAAGACUGAGAUUAGUCGAUUUACAAUAAAAGCAUCUUGUAACCCGGCACGAAACCGGCCGAUCUCGUUGAGCUCGUUUGAACGGCGCUACUUAAAGUGGUGCACGCGCGCACACACACACACACACACGCACACACACACACACCAAAGAGAGAUAAUCCGCCCCGCCGGAGAUUUCUCGCUCAGCAAAAACUCAGCAAGCGUCCAUCGAAUUAUCCUCGAUUCGAUUGCACCACGACUUUCCCUCAAAAUUCAAUCGGCUCGACUGGGGUGCAGACUGGGAGGAGCUUCACGAGACAUCUCGUCCGCAUUCGCGCGUGAUAUAGUGGUUAAGUGGACGAGUAAGUAACAGGAAAAUAACUUGUAAGGGUGGACAAUACCGCUUUUUCGUUCCGUUUAGCUUAUUAAGUCGUAGAACACUCGCAGUGGAAGGCUUUGUGUUUGUGGACGCGUAUGUCCAUGACGUUUCAAAGGCUCGUCAACGUUCUCCUCAAGGCGAGCUUAGAUGAUGAAGACUCUGACCGCAGACUCUGUUGCACUCUCUUACGGACGGACGGACGGGUAAUUGGAUUCUUCGUCUGAACAUCAUUGUCUGAACGUUCAAAACAUUUCGAGCAAGGAUAAGGUGACUUUAUUGAGUUCUCCAACGAAAGCGACGGAAGUGUCGCUCGUACCGAAAGCAUGUACGCCGUACGUACAUGCAUAUUGCGUCGUUGCGAUCAGAGGGCAAUAGUUUGUUAGAUGUCGUUACGGUUCUUCUUUUUUUUUUUAC